Molecule: messenger RNA, 1235 nt
Organism: Phoenix dactylifera (date palm)
Lineage: Eukaryota; Viridiplantae; Streptophyta; Magnoliopsida; Arecales; Arecaceae
Cellular component (GO): mitochondrial matrix
Source: RefSeq, a predicted model, not a curated record
GAACUCGCCGGAACAUGUUACCGCCACUUCCCUCUUUAACCCUAGACUACGAGUAGACUCCCUCGCUAAAACCCUACUCGGCCUGCCAUUAAGGUUUCGUUCCAUCCCUUCUAGAAGGCGUCGGCGGGCGGCGGCCAUGGCCUUCUCCACCCCCCUCCGGCGAGCAUUGUCUGCUGCGUUUCCUCUCGCGAUCCGGUGUCUCGGAAGAAGUUGCCAUGGCGGUCACCACUCCGCCCUCCUCCGUCCCCUGUCCCUGGAGGGGAUCGUUUCUCGGGCGACCAUAGGAGAGCGAACCGCUCUCUCUUUCCCUUCUCUCGCUCUAUUCUCUUCGGGGGCCAAGAAGCUGCCGUCCGACGCCAACCUCCUCCGUAUCAUCGACGAUGAGAUCAAGUGCGCCGAAGACUCCGACGACCACGACCGGGUAGAGGAAAUACCUGAAGGGUUUCCUUUUGAGAUCCAAGAUGAGAAAGAAAUGAAUGUGAUCACUCUUAAGAGAAGCUAUCAAGGUGAGAACAUUGAAGUUGUAGUUUCUAUGCCAAGCCUCGUCACUGGAGAGGAACCAAAUAAUGAUAUGGAGGACGACCAUGAUGAGGAUGAGGAUGGUGGCCAUGGUGAGAAGCCUAGCCAAUCAAGCAUCCCGUUGACUGUUAAUGUCUCUAAAGGAGAUGGACCCAGUCUGGAGUUCUCUUGUACUGCUUACCCAGAUGAAGUUACGAUCGAUAGCAUGUCAGUAAGAGAAAAUAAAGAAUCUGAAGAGGAGAUGAUUGCCUAUGAAGGCCCUGAUUUCAAUGAUCUGGAUGAGAACCUUCAGAAAGCCUUUCACAAGUACUUGGACAUAAGAGGCAUUUCGCCGAUGACCACCAACUUCUUGCACGAGUACAUGAUUAACAAGGAUUCCCGUGAGUACUUGCAUUGGUUGAGGAAUUUGAAACAGUUUGUUCAGAAGUGAAAUUCUGGAAGUUUUGCCAUGAAGCUGUGGCACAUGUUCCAUUUUUCAGAUAUCUAUAUUCUGCACCCAUAUAUUGCCUAUAAACAGUUUUUGUUGAAGAGUAUGUUUGUUAUAUGAUACAGUUUUAGUGACUAGUGGAUUUUGCUCAAACUAAUAGGCAUUACUGACUGCAUAUCAUCUUUCAGAUGGUUAACUGUAUGCAAAGAGAGAUGUAUGCCUGUAGUUAAGUUUUGAGAACUGGUGGUAGUGAUUAAAUUACCAAUAUUGUUGUGUAAUCUUUCUUUUC